Psilocybe cubensis is the source of this 1203-nucleotide messenger RNA. RefSeq lists its product as uncharacterized. The transcript is spliced from 5 exons. Gene Ontology annotation, biological process: protein phosphorylation. Lineage: Eukaryota; Fungi; Basidiomycota; Agaricomycetes; Agaricales; Agrocybaceae. The record is from RefSeq and is a predicted model, not a curated record. Bases 1 to 1203 code for a protein of 400 amino acids. Gene Ontology annotation, molecular function: protein kinase activity; ATP binding.
AUGGUUCACAAUGUUCGACCCACCACAUUACUUGUCCUUGGUACUUUCACCUUUGUCGUGACAACCAGUGCUCUUUCUCUAUUUUCCAUCAAACAGUCCAAGAAAAAGGCUGUCAAAUGGCCCCGUCGUGAAAAGCUACCUCGAGACCUCGAGACCUGGAAGUUCCUCGUCAUCGAAGACUACAUGGACGCAUGGAAUGAGCUCCGCCCUCUUCUUGCGCAGCACAACCUCGAGCUCUGGAGAACGACGAUAGGACAACAGCUCUGGGAGCACGACCUGCCUCCGCACGGCGACAACUUUCUUUACCUGACCACUCACGACACACCGAAUAAAUCCCUGGUAAACUGGUGUAGAUUCAGCGUGCUGACGGCGUGUCUACACCACGCUGCGCGCAUGGAUGGAAUUCGCGAUGUCGUUCUCCGCGUAGUUUCCUUAUCAGCCGGAGAUACAGGCCAGACGCAUCUACGAAUAAUAAAGCGCCUGACAUCACCCCCUGAUCAGCUGCUAAGCAGCAACCACAUCCUACCAAUAUUACAAGAGAUUUACUUUGAGGAUAUAGUCAUUAUAGCCGUCCCGAAGCUUAUUUAUAAUGUUCGCGAGGUGCUACGCUAUAGAAAGUCAAAUUCGGUUGAGGACGCGCUGUACAUGGUAGUUCAGGCUUUUGAGGCAACUGCGUAUAUUCACCAAAAAUUCAUUGCGCACCGUGACCUAUAUCUCCCCAACUUUAUGGUCGAAUGGAUGCCAGAGUCUCUCUCAAAACGCACAACCGUGGCUCGACCAAGGGUAUAUAUGAUCGACUUCGAAACAGCCGUUGACUUCCCCCCGGACUCCUUAGAGGCGGAUAGAGUGUGCACGAAAUUCCACCGGGAUCUAGACCAAUUUGGGCGAUACAUCGCACCGGAACUUCGAACGAAGGAGCCAUAUUGUCCUUUCAAGUUGGAUAUGUGGCAGUUGGGCGAAGAUCUGCGGAUCAAUCUUGUGACCGGACUGGAUGAGGUUGAUGGAUUGUGGCAGGCCCUUUGCAUGCCUAAUCCUCAAGACCGCAUGAAUGCUGACACCGCUCUUAAAACUCUCGACGAUUACCUUCGUAAAACUCCCUCUAUCGAUCUCCACAGGGAGAUUUUGGACCCGUUGGAUGCCAAUGAACCCUUUUUUUAUAUAACUGAACAUAUCGACUUUCCCCCAAGACCACUGAAGUACUGA